AUGCCACUUCGAGAAGUACCACACAAAAGAGAACGCCGACCACAUAUCUACGUCUCGGUUUUACCAGCACUCGAGAAUAUCUUAUAUGGGGAUAAUUUGUCGGCUAUCAUUGCCAAACAUACGAACGUAGUCAAAGAUUUGUUGGCAUGGUUUCCUUAUGGUGUUCUGCAUUUCACGUUGCCGUUUAUUACUAGCACGGGACUUUGGUGGUUCGGUCCUCCAGGGAUAUUGGCGGUUUUUGCACGUGCUUUCGGGUACAUGAACAUUGCGGGUGUCUUAACUCAAUUAUUGUUCCCUUGCUCACCUCCAUGGUAUGAAUAUACAUACGGUAUGAACACACCCGCAAAAUAUUCAAUGCCAGGACAUCCCGGGGGUCUAGCACGUAUUGAUGCACUUUUCAGCUCACAUACAUACACCACAACCUUCAGCGGAUCACCAAUGGUAUUUGGCGCAUUCCCAUCACUGCAUUCUGGCUGUGCCAUCAUACAGGCAUUAUUCAUUUCCUAUGUGAUCCCAAAGUCCCGGAUAUUUUGCAUUGCGUACGUGAUGUGGAUCUGGUGGGCGUGCAUGUAUCUCACGCAUCAUUAUAUGGUGGAUUUGGUCGGCGGGGGAAUUUAUGCCGUAAUGUCAUUUUGGUUCUCGUGGAAAUGGCUGCCUACUGUGCGUUAUGAAUUAUCUAACCGAAGGGAUUAUAUAAAAGACAAUUUGUUACCGAGAACGGUUGAUGAUACAGAAAGAACUCCGAUGUAUGCUAGGAUUGUUUCACCAUCCUCACGUGAUGCAAGUAUUGAUAUGGAUAGUCAAGUGAUUGGAGAUAAAAAUGCCGAACUUUCCAUUUCUUUAGAACUUUAUGAUAGUAACGAUGAACUUGAUUUAGGAAAGGGAAUUCAUCAUUACCAGCAUCCUAAUAUUGUUGCUGCUUCGGUUAGUAUCGACGAUUCUGAUGAUAUCGAAGCUCGAUAG
Ambispora leptoticha is the source of this 963-nucleotide messenger RNA. Lineage: Eukaryota; Fungi; Glomeromycota; Glomeromycetes; Archaeosporales; Ambisporaceae. The record is from the annotation of a GenBank genome assembly.